Impatiens glandulifera is the source of this 1794-nucleotide messenger RNA. RefSeq names its product protein NRT1/ PTR FAMILY 1.2-like. The record is from RefSeq and is a predicted model, not a curated record. The transcript has 4 exons. Gene Ontology annotation, cellular component: plasma membrane. NCBI's taxonomy places the organism in Eukaryota, Viridiplantae, Streptophyta, Magnoliopsida, Ericales, Balsaminaceae. Bases 1 to 1794 code for a protein of 597 amino acids. Gene Ontology annotation, biological process: transmembrane transport. Gene Ontology annotation, molecular function: transmembrane transporter activity.
AUGGAGAUAUCUUCAACACCAGUACUAAUUCCAAUGGAAUCGAUCAUUAAUCAAGAUCAGGCUCGAGGAAGAAGAAAAGGAGGUCUAAUGACUGUUCCCUUUGUCAUAGCUAAUGAAGCAUUUGAGAAGGUAGCUAGUAUUGGGCUUCAUGCAAACAUGAUAUUGUACCUAACAAAUGAGUAUCACUUGAGCAAUGCAUAUGGGAUGAGCAUAAUGUUCUUGUGGAAUGCCAUCUCCAACUUCAUGCCUGCCUUUGGGGCUUUGCUUUCUGAUUCUUACUUUGGUCGUUUUCAUAUCAUUGCACUUGGAACCCUAGUUACUUCAUUGGGAUUAAUUAUGCUAUGGUUCACAGCCUUAUUUAAAGAAGCAAGACCACCACCUUGUAACAAGAACAUUAAUAGCAAUAACUGCAUGAUGCCAGAUGCAGCUCAACUUUCACUACUCUUCUCAUCAUUUGCUUUAAUCUCCAUUGGAGCUGGCUGCAUUCGCCCUUGUUCUAUGGCAUUUGGAGCAGAUCAAUUCAACAAACAAGAAAACCCGAAGAAUGAGAGAGUUCUCCAAAGCUUCUUCAAUUGGUACUAUGCAUCAGUUGGGAUCUCAAUAUUGUUUUCGGUCACAGUCAUUGUCUACAUCCAGACGAAAUUUGGUUGGGCUAUUGGAUUUGGCGUCACGGUUGGGCUGUCGAUAUUAUCUACCAUUGUGUUCUUAUUAGGCUCUUCCCUUUAUGUGAAGGUGAAAGCCAACAAGAACAUGAUCAAAGGCUUUGUUCGUGUCAUCCAUGGCGCCAUGAAUAAUAAGGAUAUUCCUUUUCCACCUAAAGAGUCUAGUAAUAUGGAAAUAUGGUAUCAUCACAAGAAGGAUUCUUUGUUUUCUACUCCAACACAAAAACUAAGAUUUUUGAACAAAGCGUGUCUUAUAAGAUAUCCAGAAAAGGAGUACUUGAACUCUGAUGGCACACCAAACAAUUCAAGCCUAUGCACAGUCCAAGAAGUGGAAGAGCUAAAAGCACUUAUCAAAGUCCUCCCCAUUUGGUCAACAGGCAUCAUGAUGGCUGUAUCCAUGAACCUCUACUCCUUUUUGGUCCUUCAAGCCAACACAAUGGACAGACAUUUCAUCAAGAACAUUAAUAUACAAAUCCCACCCGGCUCAUUUGGCGCAUUCGGAAUCCUCACAAUGAUCAUAUGGGUAGCCAUUUACGACUGUGUCCUUGUCCAACGCAUCUCGAAAGUCACCAAACGUAGUCGAGGCCUAAGUUUGAAGCAAAGGAUGGGAACCGGUCUUCUCCUAUCAUGCAUUGCCUUAGCCAUCUCCGCCCUCGUGGAAAAGGAAAGGCGGUUAAGGGCAAUAAGGGAAGGAUUUGGUGACAAUCCGAAGGCGGUAGUGUAUAUGUCUGCGAUGUGGUUGGUGCCUCAACAAUGCCUAUCCGGGUUAGCCGAGGGUUUGAACAUAAUUGGGCAGAUUGAAUUUUACUAUUCUCAGCUACCAAAAAACAUGGCAAGUAUUGGGGUGGCAUUAUUUUCAGUUGGAAUGGCAAUUGGGAAUUUAGUGGGGAUUCUUAUAGUUGGGAUUGUGGAUAAUGUGACAAAAAGAGGUGGGAAAGUGAGUUGGAUAUCUAAUAAUUUAAAUAGGGGGCAUUAUGAUUAUUACUAUUGGAUUAUUACACUUUUGAGUGUGGUCAAUUUUUUCUAUUAUCUAUUGUGUAGUUGGGCUUAUGGAAGUGAGGAAGGGGGUAGUGUUUGGGAUAUUGAGGAAAAUGAGAAAGAAAAUAAGGACUUAAUAGUAUUGGAUAGCUAA